This is a messenger RNA of Diaporthe amygdali, 753 nucleotides long. RefSeq names its product syntaxin 6. The transcript has 3 exons. Gene Ontology annotation, biological process: Golgi vesicle transport. NCBI's taxonomy places the organism in Eukaryota, Fungi, Ascomycota, Sordariomycetes, Diaporthales, Diaporthaceae. The record is from RefSeq and is a predicted model, not a curated record. Gene Ontology annotation, cellular component: membrane. Bases 1 to 753 code for a protein of 250 amino acids.
AUGAUGUCCUCAACGAACGAGGAGGACCCCUUCCUCCAGGUCCAGCAAGAUGUCCUCGCCCAGAUGGAACAGACGCGGCCCCUCUUCACGUCCUACCUGCGCAUCCGCUCCCUGACCACCACCCAGACCUCCCCGGAACUGGCCUCCGCGCGCUCCGACCUCGAAUCCGCGCUCGAGUCCCUGGCAGAAGACCUCGCCGACCUCGUCGAGUCCGUGAAGGCCGUCGAGGCCAACCCGGCGCAGUUCGGCCUCACGGCUCACGAGGUCCAGCGGCGCAAGCGGCUGGUGCAGGAGAUCGGCGGCGAGGUCGAGGACAUGCGCGACGAGCUCAGGAAACACAUCUCCUCGUCCACCCCCAGGCGCAGCGGUGCGGGCGGCGCGGGCGGUGAUCUGCCCGACCCGAAUGCGUUCGCCAUAGCGGAUGGCGAGUCCGGGGAAGGGGACGAGGACUACGCGGCCGAGUUCGAGCAGAGGCAACAACAGGCCAUGAUGCGCGAGCAGGACGAGCACCUGGACGGCGUGUUCCAGACCGUGGGCAACUUGAGGAGGAUGGCAGACGACAUGGGCCGGGAGAUGGAGGAGCAGAUGGAGAUGCUGGAGGUAACGGACACGCUGGCAGACCGCGUGGGCGGGAGGCUGCAGACGGGCAUGGAGAAGAUGAAUCAUAUUCUUCAAGAUGUUGCUUUGAUCAAGGAUCUGAGGCAACAUGCUCAGCAUCUAGAAUCUAUCUUCCAUCCCAUCUUCGGCAUGUGA